Lonchura striata (white-rumped munia) is the source of this 867-nucleotide messenger RNA. Lineage: Eukaryota; Metazoa; Chordata; Aves; Passeriformes; Estrildidae. The record is from RefSeq and is a predicted model, not a curated record.
AUGAAAGAUCGUUUGAGUGAGCUGCGUGAAUUUGCCAGGUUGCAUAACCAACAGUUUUCUGAUAGUGAUGAUGAUGAAAAUUCACCCCAGGAUAUUCUCCUUUAUGAGACGGACUAUGCCUUGGAAAUCCUUCAUAAGGACAUACAGACCAUCCGGACAGAAAAUGACCACCUAAAAGCGGAUGUCAACCGUCUCAGAAAGCAAAACACCCGCUUCCUUACCUCCAUGCGCCGUCUUAGUAGCAUCAAACGAGAUACUAAUUGUAUUGCCAGAGACAUUAAGAGCCGUGGAGAAAGCAUUCACAGGAAACUGCAGAUAAUGAGAGAUUUCUGUGAAGAUGCAAUAACAAAAUACGGAGCUAUGUCUGUCAUUGCUAGGGUGGCAAAGAACCACUACGUUGACCUCAUGCACACAUUUCAGGACGCUAUGUUUGAUUACAAUGCAACAGAGAUGAACCAGCGGGAGAACUGCAAGAUUCGAAUUCAGCGGCAGCUGGAGAUCAUGGGCAAAGAUGUUUCUGGCCACCAGAUUGAGGAGAUGAUUGAGCAAGGCAAAUGGGAUGUCUUCUCCGAGAAUCUCUUGUCAGAUGUUAAGGGAGCUCGCGCAGCCUUGAAUGAGAUAGAGACGCGGCACAAGGAGCUGGUGAAGUUAGAAGGUCGCAUUAAAGAAGUUCAUGAGCUCUUUCUGCAGGUGGCCCUCCUAGUGGAGGAACAGGCAGACACCUUUGAUGUUAUUGAGAUAAAUAUGCAAAAUGUUGAGGACUAUGUAGGAGAUGCUAAAGACCAAGUGAAAAGAGCUUUGGAAUACAGGAGAAAACAUCCCCUCAGAACAAUACUCUGCUGCUGCAUAUCAUGUUGCAGAAGGUGA